AUGUCGGAGAAUUCAGCUUCCGGCUUUGGAGGCCAGGGAAAUCGAGAAUGGCUAUUUGAUUGGUGUCAAUAUGUUCCGCAGUCGCCCUCGGAGAAAGCCAAUUUUGAUGUCGCGAUGAUUGAAUGUUGGAAAUAUGAAGACGAUGAACCAACCAAAAAAUACGAACUCUGCGGCUUCCACACAGAAACCAAGGACUCGUGGCUGAAAGAGCCCACCCCAACGCGAAAUGGACGACAGCCAUCGGCCGGCUUCAAGGUGGCAGUGGUGCCUUGUGCCGAUUACGGCCCACUUCCACAUUUGACAAACGGCGAGAUGCAAGAGUUUCACGCUGCUUUUGGGCUGCCAUAUUUUCAUCAGCAUUACAGCUCUAUAGACUGCGGUGCAUGCGGCAUGUUUUUGCAGCCCGACAACAGUUAUGUGUUUAUCAUGCGAAAAACCACUGACUGGGCUUCGAUUGGUUCGGCGCUUCGAUACGAUCCCAAAACAAACAUCAUUCGCGGGGUUUUCUAUAUACGUCUCGAGAAUAUUAGUCUCGCAGGGUUUGUGAAGAUGCCUGAGCAAUUCAUCAACUGCAGCCACCCUCUCUUGCUGCCGUUGCUUGCCGUAGAGAUGACAGUUGAAGAAAAAGUCAGUCAGCAAACGGCCAAUUUAGGAAAUCUGGACAGGAUAGAAGCAAUAACGGGAUAUGGUCUCAGCACAUCGACGGAUACGACAGACUCGCAGAACGACUACCGCGUCCUAGUGAAAGAACUAGGUCAAUGUCAAACCCCGGCCUGCCACAUGUUGGAUGAGCGAAUCGAGUUCCUUCUGAGCAAUAUAGAACACAUAAAUAUAAGGAGUGCCCUGAAAGAGCGAAUGGAAGCGCAGCAAACUGUCCUUUUCAACCUCAUAGCUCAGGCAGAUAGUCUUAUCAACGUCGGCCUCGCGCAAGAUUCCAGAGAAAUGGCCGUGUCGAGCAAGCAAGACAGUUCAGCUAUGAAGAUCAUUGCCCUGCUCACAACUUUUUUCUUACCCGGCACCUUCAUUGCAUCAUUCUUCGCAAUGCCGCUGUUUAACUGGUCCGAGCCUUCUCUCCACCAAGUCGCAAACAGCCACUUUUGGGUAUACUGGGCGGUAACGGGUCCUCUGACAUUGGCCACUAUGGCAGGCGUCAUUGCCUGGGCUGUCUGGAAUAGCCGUCGCAUCCAGCUCUUGCAGUCUCGUGCAAGAGAGAGCGUGUUUGACGAAGCCAAAACACGCAGAGCGAGGGACAUGGACGAGAAACAAUCGCCGGAAGCGAUGAAACAGAGUUCGAUGCCGGAACGAGAUCCUCACAAAAAGUACUCCGUGUUUGAUAUCCUUAACCACCGCCGGCGCCACCAACACGAUGUGGCCACAGCCGAGCCGUGA
Molecule: messenger RNA, 1389 nt
Organism: Trichoderma aggressivum f. europaeum
Lineage: Eukaryota; Fungi; Ascomycota; Sordariomycetes; Hypocreales; Hypocreaceae
Exons: 5
Coding region: 1-1389 (462 amino acids)
Source: RefSeq, a predicted model, not a curated record